AUGGACCCAACAUCCACCAUCAUACAUCUGACUUAUCCCAAAGACAUGGACGACGAGAGGACCAUGCUGAUGUUGACCACGCUGUUGGCUAAAAGGGGGGCUGAGCACACACCAACCUUGCUCCGUGAUGUCUUUCACACAACUGUGAGUUUUAUUGACCAGAACCUACUCACUUAUGUGAGACACUUAGUCAGAAAUGAGAUGGACUGA
Messenger RNA from Molossus molossus (Pallas's mastiff bat), 210 nucleotides. RefSeq names its product BH3-interacting domain death agonist-like. Gene Ontology annotation, cellular component: cytoplasm; mitochondrion; cytosol. Lineage: Eukaryota; Metazoa; Chordata; Mammalia; Chiroptera; Molossidae. The coding region runs from base 1 to 210 and encodes 69 amino acids. The record is from RefSeq and is a predicted model, not a curated record. Gene Ontology annotation, biological process: positive regulation of extrinsic apoptotic signaling pathway; positive regulation of release of cytochrome c from mitochondria; apoptotic mitochondrial changes. The transcript has 2 exons.